Molecule: messenger RNA, 924 nt
Organism: Panthera uncia (snow leopard)
Lineage: Eukaryota; Metazoa; Chordata; Mammalia; Carnivora; Felidae
Product: olfactory receptor 11G2-like
Exons: 1
Biological process (GO): G protein-coupled receptor signaling pathway
Cellular component (GO): membrane
Molecular function (GO): G protein-coupled receptor activity; olfactory receptor activity
Source: RefSeq, a predicted model, not a curated record
AUGAACAUCUCUGGAUCAGGAUCCUCUUCUGAGUCAGUGAGAGAAUUCAUCCUUCUGGGUUUUCCCUGCAGCAGGGAGAUUCAGGUCAUCCUGUUUAUGUUCUUCUCCAUCAUCUACCUCCUGACUCUCAUGGGAAAUGGAGCCAUUAUCUGUGCUGUUUUUUGGGAUCAACAUCUCCACACCCCCAUGUACAUCCUGCUUGGGAAUUUUGCAUUCCUGGAGAUCUGGUAUGUCAAUUCCACUGUUCCAAACACACUGAUCGACUUCCUCUCAGAGACCAAGACCAUCUCUUUCACUGGAUGCUUCCUUCAAUUAUAUUUUUUCUUUUCCAUGGGCUCCACUGAGUGCUUCUUUCUCUCAGCAAUGGCCUUUGAUCGCUAUUUUGCCAUCUGUCAUCCUCUGCAUUAUGCUACAGUUAUGACCAGACAACAGUCUUUCAACCUAGCAAUUUCCUGUUGGGUAUGUGGCUUUCUCUGGUAUCUGGUACCUGUUAUUCUUAUCUCCCAACUGCCUUUCUGUGGUCCUAAUGCAAUUGACCACUUUGUAUGUGACUCAGGACCACUGCUGACCCUUUCAUGUGCUCCUGCCCCCGUGUCCAAGCUCAUCAGCUAUACCCUAAGCUCCCUCAUCAUCCUCCUUAGCUUUUUCUUCAUCCUCAUCUCCUAUGCCCUGGUUCUACUUGCUGUGCUUCAGUUGCCUUCAGCAUCCAGUCGGCAUAAGGCCUUUUCAACAUGUGGAUCCCAUUUGUCCGUGGUGCUGUUAUUCUACGGGACGAUUAUGGUGAUGCAUGUGAGCCCUGGAUCCAGCCAUUCUACCCUGAUGCCAAAGAUCAUGACCUUGUUCUAUGCAAUGGUGACUCCACUCUUCAACCCUUUGAUUUAUAGUCUUAGGAAUAGGGAAAUGAAAAAUGCUCUCUGGAAAGUU